UUACCUCUGUGGAAGAUGGACAGACCCACCCUUGGCACCAGGCCAAGCUGGAGCUGCAUAAAACUAGGCUUGGCUUCAGCUCUCAGCUAUAUGCCUCCUGACAACAUGAAGACUACAAGCUUCUUGGUCCAGGUGGUGGUCCUUCUCGUCCUUGGGACUCUGGUGGCACAGGCAGCUGUCGUAACAGGUAGUCCGAAAGGUCAAGGAAAUGUAUUCAACGGAAAGGGUCCAGUCAAUGGUCAAUCUCCUGUCAAAGGACAAGAUCCAGUGAAAGGUCAAGAUCCAGUUAAAGGUCAAGACCCAGUCAAAGGACAAGAUGUAGUCGUAGCAGAAGACCGAGCCAGACUUCCAUUCAAGCGUGGCUCCUGCCCCAGGGUUUGGAUCCACUGCAAAGUGUGGAAUCCCACCAACCAGUGUCUGAGAGAUUUUCAUUGCCCAGGGGCCAAAAAGUGCUGUGAAGGCUUUUGUGGGAAGACCUGUAUGAAUCCCUGGUGAGGUAGAGUCUGUGCUUGUGCACCUGUGAAGUCCCCAGCAAUGCAGGCCCCGGUGCCUGUAGCACGACCCUCUCCCACACUGCCCCUUCUUCCUCUCAUCCGGGAGGUCCAAGCUUGAGCAUGGACUGCCUCCCUCAUGGACUUUCCAAUAAAAGACUGCUUUCAACUCCA
Bubalus bubalis (water buffalo) is the source of this 665-nucleotide messenger RNA. Its product is annotated as elafin. Gene Ontology annotation, molecular function: peptidase inhibitor activity. Gene Ontology annotation, biological process: copulation; innate immune response; antibacterial humoral response. The transcript is spliced from 4 exons. Gene Ontology annotation, cellular component: extracellular region. Bases 16 to 495 code for a protein of 159 amino acids. NCBI's taxonomy places the organism in Eukaryota, Metazoa, Chordata, Mammalia, Artiodactyla, Bovidae. The record is from RefSeq and is a predicted model, not a curated record.